AUGGCCCUCUUCUCACCCUCGAUAUCCGCUCUCCACGCCCUAGAAUCAACACCAAAAACUAUUCUAAUAACGGGAGGAUCUUCCGGCAUCGGUCUGGCAACGUCAACCCUCCUCUCAACCCUGAACCCCUCCCACAACCUCGUCGUGCUUGACCUGCGACCCCCGCCCCAAUCCUUCAACCAUCCCUCCUCGAAUCUUCUAUUCCACGAGUGUGACAUCACCUCCUGGGUCUCCCAACGCGCUGGUUUUGAAGCAGCACACAAACGCUUCGGCCGUAUAGACUGCGUCUUCGUCAACGCAGGAAUCGCCGAACAAGGCGACCAAUUCUUCAACGAUACGCUCGAUAGUGAUGGGAAACUCGCUGAGCCAGAUCGGAGAACUUUGACCUUGGAUAUGGAUGCCGCGGCCGAUACAACGAAACUCGCUAUCCACUAUCUGCGGAAGAAUGGAAGAGACGGGGGUUCAAUUGUGCUAACAGCUAGUCUGGCAGGCUAUCUAGCUUCAGCAGGGGCGCCAUUGUAUUCCGCGGCGAAACACGGUGUCGUGGGCUUGAUGCGAGCGUUAAAGCAAGAGUGUGCGAAACUAGACAUUAGUAUAUCGGUUGUUGCGCCUGCGAUAACGGUCACGCCUAUUUUGACGGCGAACAACAGUGUCUUGGCUAUGGAGCCGGAUGUAUAUGCAAAGGAGAUGGCGAAGGCGGGUGUACCGAUUAACAGACCGGAAGCUGUUGCUUUGGCGGUGUGUUGGUUGUUAAAUGAGGGGACCAAGGCGAAUGGUGCGGGCAUAUUCAUCCAAGCAGAUCGUUUUGCGGAUUUGGAGAAAGGCUUGGCGAAGAGCAGGCAGGCGUGGAUGGGUAAGGAGAUGUUAGAUCUGUUUCGUGGGGGGAGAAAUGCGCCAUUGUUUGCGAGGCUGGAGCAGGAGGGAGAGCCAAAGGCGAAGAUAUGA
This is a messenger RNA of Alternaria burnsii, 945 nucleotides long. RefSeq lists its product as uncharacterized. The record is from RefSeq and is a predicted model, not a curated record. The transcript has a single exon. Gene Ontology annotation, cellular component: cytoplasm. Bases 1 to 945 code for a protein of 314 amino acids. Lineage: Eukaryota; Fungi; Ascomycota; Dothideomycetes; Pleosporales; Pleosporaceae. Gene Ontology annotation, molecular function: oxidoreductase activity, acting on the CH-OH group of donors, NAD or NADP as acceptor.